Messenger RNA from Tetrahymena thermophila SB210, 2346 nucleotides. RefSeq names its product acyltransferase family protein. The record is from RefSeq and is a predicted model, not a curated record. Lineage: Eukaryota; Ciliophora; Oligohymenophorea; Hymenostomatida; Tetrahymenidae. The transcript has a single exon. Gene Ontology annotation, molecular function: acyltransferase activity, transferring groups other than amino-acyl groups.
AUGAAAUUUACCUAUAAAUUUUUCAUAGGAUUGGUAAUAGUUUUCAGUAUAUUUGGAUAAGGAUUAUCUUAAAGCACUGAUUUCACUUUAUGCCAAACUUAUUUAGACAGUAUCAGUAAUAGUAUAGCUAAUAAAAAACCUUUGCCACCUACUUUCGGAAAUACUUUAUUAUAUUCUGGAAGAACGCUUAAUGACGAAGGAGAUGUUGAAAAAUGUCGCAGCCUUCCUUAAAUGACAUUUGUUAGAUUAACUUUAACCUUGCCUAAUAACUUAGAAUAUUAUUUAGGAUUUUGUAUGUACGAAGUUUGUAAUGCAGAAGUCAUGAAUAGCAAUUCUUAAUUGGCAACAGCCGAACUUUUAAAGAUUCUAUAAACAAUUAAAGAUAUAUUCCCUCACUAGCAAGAUAUACCUAAACCUCCUGAAUUUUAAGUUAAUUUAACUGAAGGAGAUAAUUAAACAGUUAUUACAUAUGUCCCUUAUUAGGAAGAUACUUAAUCAAAGGCUACAGCUGGAUAUAUUAUAGCACUAUUUACUAUAGUUUUAGUAAGCACAUGCUCUAUUUUAGCUCCUAUCUUAAAAUUGCUUCAAAGAAAGAAAGAUAAAGCCAUUUUACAAGAUAAUACUAGAUACUAAACUCAAAUUAACUAUACUUAAGGAGCCACUUCAACAAGUAUGAUUUCAUAAUCUAAUUCUCAAAUUUCUAGACCAUCUCAUACUUACUCUGGACCAUAACCAUCUGUUAGUAUGACCAAUGGCAACACUGUUAGUCAAGUAGCAGCAGCAACAGGAAGACCCAAAAAAGAACCCUUCUGGUGGAGAGUAGUUCAAUGCUGGAACUUGCCUGAUAAUGUGAAAAAAAUGUUUACAUUAAAAAGUAAUAAUGACGAUUUACUUGUUUUUAAUGGUAUCCGUUCUCUUUGCUUUAUGUAAGUUAUUUUUGGCCAUGAAUUCUAUCUUCACAUGAACUACAUGAGUAAUCCUUAAGACUUGAUGAUCAUUUAAAAUAGAUCAUUUGUACUUUUCCUCUUUUCUUGUCUUUACUCUGUUGAUGUAUUUUUCUGGUUAGGUGGUUUCUUCUUGGCUUAUGUUGUCGCUGAUGAAAAAUAAUAGCGUAAUUUUUCAAUGAAAAAACCUGUCAAGACUGCAAUUUCAUUCUUGUUUGCUAUUAUUAACAGAGUAUUCCGUAUAUUCCCUUGUUACUUUUUAGUUUUGAUGUUUUACUGGAGACUUUCUCCCUUUGUAGGUUCUUCACCCACUUGGGAUGUCUUUAUGCAUGGAGCAGCUUUAUGCGAUACACGCUGGUGGUAAAAUCUCCUUUUCAUAGACAACUUAUUCCCAGGUUAAGGUAAAAAAUGCGUUCCUUGGGGAUGGUAUUUAUCUAAUGAUUUCUAGAUGUUUAUUUUUGGUAUGAUUCUUUUAAUCAUUUACUAAAAUAAUCGUUUAAUCGGAAAAAUUUCUGUUGGUGUUUGCUUCGCUGUCUUCUAGUCUGUCUCUAUUUACUUAUCAUUCAAAUAUGAAUUUAUGGUUCCUUCAAAUAUCUAAGCUUUAAGCUUAGACCACUAUUAUGAAGAUUAUUACAUUAAACCCUGGGCUCGUAUUUCUCCAUAUUUUGUUGGACUUUUCUUUGGUAUACUUUACAAGGAACAUUAGUUUGAUAAGGCUAAAAAUAAAUGCAAUGGAAUUUUGACAAAAAUGUAAAAGUUUGCUGGACACUCACUUGGAAAAUAUAUUUUCUACGCAUUAGGUUUUGGUCUCUGGAUGGGACUCGUAUUUGCUCCUCAUUAGAUGCAAGUACAUGGAAACGAUUACUGGAAUGCUGAUUUCUAGCACUUCUGGUUUGGAACUUGCAGAACAUGGUACGUUAUUGCAACAACUUGUUUUAUGAUUCCUGGUAUGCUUGGAUCAAAGGAUUUAAUAGCUAAGUUCUUUAGCAACACUUUGUUUGCUUUCUUACAGCGUCUUUCAUUUGGUGGUUACUUAACUCACUACAUUAUUAUUCUUUUCACUUUGUGGUACUCUAAGGAUGCAGUUUAUUAUGAUAGUGAAAAUCUUAUUGGAAUGUUCUUCUCUGAGUUUUUCUUUACCCUUAUUGCUGCUGCAAUAGUUGCUUUAAUUAUUGAAAUUCCAAUUAUGAAUCUUGCAUAAAUUCUUUUAGGAGGUAGAAAACCAUCUAGUGCCCCUGUUUAGAAGUUGGAAAGAGUUAAAUUGGAGGAGUUAACCCAAGAAGGUAACACAAAAUCCUUAAAUAUUAACAAAUCUUAAAUUUCAGACAAUGAGUCCUCUCAAAUAUCAAAUUUACAUGCAAAAUCAAUUACAGUUCAAAGUAAAUAAAUGUAAUAAAACUGA